This is a messenger RNA of Raphanus sativus (radish), 767 nucleotides long. Its product is annotated as universal stress protein PHOS32. The transcript is spliced from 4 exons. The coding region runs from base 103 to 594 and encodes 163 amino acids. Lineage: Eukaryota; Viridiplantae; Streptophyta; Magnoliopsida; Brassicales; Brassicaceae. The record is from RefSeq and is a predicted model, not a curated record.
GCGCUAUUUUGCAGAGAGAGAGAGAGAGAGAGAGAGAGAGAGAGAGAGAAUCAAGCUUUCGUGUAGUAUUCGUACAGAGAGAGAGAGAGAGAGAGAGAGAGAAUGGCGGAGAGCGGUGGACGGAGGAUAGGAGUGGCGGUGGAUUUCUCGGAGUGCAGCAAGAAGGCUCUGAACUGGGCGAUCGAGAACUUGGUUCGCGACGGAGAUUAUCUAAUCCUCAUCACCGUGGCCCCCAACAUGAAUUACGAGGAAGGCGAGAUGCAGCUCUGGGAGACCGUCGGAUCACCGUUGAUUCCACUGAGUGAGGUAUCUGAAGCUUCCGUGAUGAAGAAGUAUGGAGUGAAGCCAGAUGCUGAAACCCUUGACAUUGCCAACACUGCCGCUAGGCAGAAGUCGAUUACAGUAGUGAUGAAGAUAUACUGGGGGGAUCCUCGUGAGAAGAUUUGUGAAGCUGUUGAACAUAUCCCUCUCUCUAGCCUUGUCAUCGGUAACCGUGGCCUUGGUGGCCUUAAGAGGAUGAUAAUGGGAAGUGUUAGCAACCAUGUUGUCAACACCGUUGCUUGCCCUGUCACCGUCGUCAAGUCCCACCACUGAGCUUUGUCUUAGAAUGACCUGUGGUGUAUGUUCUAAGCUUUGUGUGUUGUUGGUUGUGUCUUAAAUUCUAUUUUCAAACUCUUGUAUGUUGUGCAUCUUAUAUGUGUUAAUGGGGGUAAAAAAAUACUUCACCUUCUAAUAAAAUAGACUCUUUUGUGAGAGUUUUAGACCAA